UGCAGUGAAUGUGCGAAAUCUUUUACUUCUAGCUCUGCCCUCCAUUAUCAUCAGAGAGUUCACACUGGAGAGAAGACUCAUAAAUGUGGGGAAUGUGGAAAGUCUUUUACCUCUAGCUCUGGCCUGCAUUAUCAUCAGAGAAUUUACACAGGAGAAAGGCCAUAUGAGUGUGCUGAUUGUGGGAAGUAUUUUACCCAAAUAAAUCACCUCAUUAUGUACCAAAGAAUUCACACAGGAAAAAGGCCUUAUGAUGCAAGAGUUCACACUGGAGAAAAGCCUUAUGAAUGUACUGAUUGUGGGAGAUCCUUUAGCCAGAGUUCAUACCUCUCUAAACACCAGAGAAUUCACACUGGAGAAAGGCCUUAUGA
Rangifer tarandus platyrhynchus (Svalbard reindeer) is the source of this 368-nucleotide messenger RNA. The record is from the annotation of a GenBank genome assembly. NCBI's taxonomy places the organism in Eukaryota, Metazoa, Chordata, Mammalia, Artiodactyla, Cervidae.